AUGUUCUAUUUUGUCGGUUUUGCCCGUAUGUACCGUGUUGUCGUUUUUUGCCGUAUGUACCAUUCUGUCUUUUUCGUCCGCAAAAAAUUUUACGAUUACCAUUUUCUUUCGUAUGAUAUUGAUGUUGUCUUACACGCGGCAGCCUAUGUCAAUUUAAUUUAUCCUUAUCAGGCUCUACAUGGAUGUAAUGUAGUUGGGACAAGAAAUAUAAUUGAAUUUUGUUUUAAAAAUAAAAUUAAACCUUUGCAUUAUAUCAGUACGGAUGCAGUCUUUCCUUGUGGAUUAAUUGAUGUAGAUGAAGACACCCCUCCAACUGAUACUUUUGAAAAGCUUGGUGAUGGAUAUGGUCAAACUAAAUAUGUUGCUGAACAAUUAGUUCUAAGGUUUUUUUUGUAA
Messenger RNA from Meloidogyne enterolobii, 396 nucleotides. The record is from the annotation of a GenBank genome assembly. NCBI's taxonomy places the organism in Eukaryota, Metazoa, Nematoda, Chromadorea, Rhabditida, Meloidogynidae.